Molecule: messenger RNA, 3768 nt
Organism: Pungitius pungitius (ninespine stickleback)
Lineage: Eukaryota; Metazoa; Chordata; Actinopteri; Perciformes; Gasterosteidae
Gene: git1
Product: G protein-coupled receptor kinase interacting ArfGAP 1
Exons: 22
Coding region: 170-2533 (787 amino acids)
Biological process (GO): synaptic vesicle recycling; regulation of ARF protein signal transduction; brain development
Cellular component (GO): postsynapse; cytosol; neuron projection
Molecular function (GO): small GTPase binding; GTPase activator activity
Source: RefSeq, a predicted model, not a curated record
GAGGCGAGGGAGAGAAACCGACCACACCGACCCGGCUUCCGGGGAUUCGUUGGGCCGCGGCGUCGGCAGACGUCGAUCGGUUAGCUCCGGUAGGGAGGGGGGGGAAGUAAGGGCGAACGAGCACAUCAUCGCCGACCGUCCGUCUCUCGGAUCUCAGCCGACUUGGAGAAUGUCGAGGAAGCUUCAAAGGACGGAGGUCUGCGCCGACUGCAGCGCGCCAGACCCGGGCUGGACCAGCAUCAACCGAGGGGUCCUGAUCUGUGAUGAGUGCUGCUCAGUCCACCGCAGCUUGGGCCGCCACAUCUCCAUAGUCAAGCACCUGAGGCACAGCGGAUGGCCUCCCGCGCUACUGCAGAUGGUUCAGACCCUGGCCAGCAACGGGGCCAACUCCAUAUGGGAACACAGUCUCCUGGACCCUGCUCAGGUGCAGAGCGGUCGAAGGAAACCCAACCCCCAGGACAAAGUCCAUCCCACCAAGUCCGAGUUCAUCAGAGCCAAAUACCAGAUGCUGGCCUUCGUGCACAAGCUGCCCUGCCGCGAUGAUGAUGGCGUCACCACCAAGGACCUCAGUAAGCAACUACACUCGAGUGUGCGGACGGGGAGUUUGGAGACGUGUCUUCGGCUGCUGUCCCUCGGCGCUCAGGCCAACUUCUUCCACCCGGAGAAGGGCACCACGCCGCUCCACGUGGCCGCCAAGGCGGGGCAGAUCCUGCAGGCCGAGCUGCUGGUGGUGUACGGCGCGGACCCCGGGGCGCCCGACAUCAACGGACGCACACCCAUGGACUACGCCAGGCAGGCCGGCCACGUGGAGCUGGCGGAGCGGCUGGUCGAGUGUCAGUACGAGCUCACGGACAGGCUCGCCUUCUACCUUUGUGGGCGGCGUCCAGAUCACAAGAAUGGCCAUUAUAUCAUUCCUCAGAUGGCGGACAGAGCUCGUCCUAAGUGCCCAACACAGAGUCUGGACCUCUCAGAGCUGGCCAAGGCGGCCAAGAAGAAGCUCCAAGCGCUCAACAACCGGCUGUUUGAGGAGCUAGCGAUGGAUGUCUACGACGAGGUCGACCGCAGAGAAAACGAUGCAGUGUGGCUCACGACCCAGAACCACAGCACGCUGGUAACGGAGCGCAGCGCGGUGCCUUUCCUUCCAGUCAACCCUGAAUACUCUGCCACACGCAACCAGGGCCGCCAGAAGCUGGCUCGUUUCAACGCCCGGGAGUUCGCCACGCUCAUCAUCGACAUCCUGAGCGACGCCAAAAGGAGGCAGCAGGGGAAAGGACUCAGCAGCCCCACUGACACACUGGAUGUGGGCAUCGAUGACGACCAGCACGACUACGACAGCGUAGCGUCCGACGAGGACACCGACAGCGAGCUGACCGCCCAGAACAACAACAACACGCAGCGCAGCAACCGGGCAAAGAGCAUGGACUCGUCGGACCUGUCAGACGGCCCCAUCACCCUGCAGGAGUACCUGGAGGUGAAGAAGGCUCUGGCCUCCUCCGAAGCCAAGGUGCAGCAGCUGAUGAAGGUCAACAACAACCUGAGCGAGGAGCUCAGGCGGCUCCAGAAGGAGAUCACGCGGAUGCAGACAGAGAACAGUGUGCUGCGGGGGGGCCAGCAGGCAGGGGGGCCAGCUGGCCAUGGGGUAGGGGGACCUGGCGGAGGAGGAGGGGGCAGUGGCGGCGGAGGAGGGGGAGGAGGCCACUGGCAUGGGGGCGGGAUGAGAGUGGGAGUUGGCGCAGGGGGCAUGGGUGGGUUCGGCACAGGAGCGGACCCCCCGGGGCUGUCGGUGCCCUCCUCGGCCGUCCCCAACUCCCACCCCCACCGGAGGGACCGCCAGGCCUUCUCGAUGUACGAGCCGGGUGCGGCCCCCGGCCCCACGGCCCAUGGCCCCCCAGUCCUGGACUCCCUGGCAGCCCGCCUGCAGCCCCUCAACACACCCAGCGUACGGAAGCCUUAUGGUGGCCAGCACCACUCUGGAUCUACAGAGAUGGGCCGGUACAUGGUGACCAAAGCCGAGAAGCACGGCAGCGGCACUGACAGCGACUACGACAACACGCAGACGUGCGACUUCUCGCUAAGUGCGGGCCGCAGCAGUGAGGAGGAGGUCCGCGGGGACUCGGAGGAGGGCGGAGGCGGGGAGGCGCGGGACCCGGACCCCGCCUUGCCGUGCACGGAGGACGUCAUAAUGAAGACGGAGCAGGUGACCAAAAACAUCCAGGAGCUGCUCCGGGCCGCUCAGGAGUUCAAACACGACAGCUUCGUUCCGUGCUCCGAGAAGAUCCACUCUGCCGUCACUGAGAUGGCUUCCCUCUUCCCCAAACGCCCGGCGCUGGACGCCGUCCACUGCUCCCUCCGCCUGCUGGCUUCCAGCGCCUCGCGGCUGCAGGUGGAGUGCCGCAAGGCGGCGCCCUCGGAGCCCGGGGGGCCCGCCGUGGACUACCAGCUCCUCACUCAGCAGGUCAUCCAGUGCGCCUACGACAUCGCCAAGGCCGCCAAGCAACUGGUCACCAUCACUACCCGAGAGAAGAAACAGUGACCCGGCGCAGGCAUGGAUGGAGGGAGAGAGGAGGAGGAGGGGAUGUAUUAAUGCACGGUUGGGGCCCCGGGAGGAAAGGGGAGGGGCUUCUGCAGCAGGUGUAGGAACAGGAGGGGUCACACCAGGUCGCGCUACAGAUGUGGGAGUGGGGGGAGAGCUUGGGAGAGUGCCGGGUGUGAGGAGAGAAGGAGUUUGGAGUCUGGUGGCCUCACCAAAGGAGGGAGGGGGGGGGAGGAGGAGGAGGAGGAGGAGGAGGAGGAGGAAGGUGGUAGAACGACAGGCUGCUGCAAUCCGGGACGCGCCGUCGGGAGUCACAUGUGAAUAAUAAACCGCCGCGGACUGUGGCGAGCGCACGUGGGCCCCCGCCGACCCGCAGCUUUAUUUAUUCUCACCCGUCAGUCUGUUUACCUGAGCUAGAGAGAGGGAAGUACAUAACGCCAUGACACACUCCCCAUCGUCUCCACCCCCCCCCCCCCCCCCCCCCAGAAAGGCUACAGAGAAAAGGCUCCAUAAUUUCUCCGACCCGGUGCCCCCCCCCAUCGGUACCCAGCAUGACGCGGCAUGUUUUCUCUUCCCUUCUCUCCUCUUUUGCUCUGAUGGGUUUUUACUCCACAAAGGACUGACUCACACAAACAAAACUUACACUGGAAUCCUUUUGAGUUGUCGUUGUUGUUGUUUAUAAUGCAUCAUGUUUUUGUUUUUUAUCGAUAUUUUUUACUGAUUCCUCAUGAUUUAACGGUUUAUUUUGUCUCUAAUAUGAUUCCCGUUUAGCGGUGGGAUUUAAAGAAACACGCACAGACACACACGAAAUAACCUGUGAAACGGCUCUCGAGCUUCCUCAGUCGAGGGUGUUUUCAAGGGGGGAGGGGGAGGGGGGAGGGUCGAAUGCUUGCCAAAUGGGAGGAGUUUUGUGUUUCUGCCCCCUCGGUGCGUUAUGUCGGGAUGGGAAGGCCCCCGUCCCGUAUCCUCAGCCGACUCAUCUGGGUAGUUUGCCUCGUUUUAACAGAGCCAGUGGAAUCAUCUCAGAAUCAAUGCCCCCCCCCCCCCCCCCCCACACCCCCCAGCCAUUAUUGUUAUGCACAGUAACAAAUGUUGACACGCAGCUCGUGCAUAUCCUGGUAUGUUACAGUUACACUACAAGUUGUCCCGUGGAAAGCUCCAGAGCUUCCACCGGAGGAGCAAAUGUGACGAGCGCCACGAACCACUAAAUACUGUUCACUCACCCCCCCCCCCCC